UUUGAUAGGAACUCUUAUUACAAACGACCUCGUUAUCAGAGGCGGCGUGCUGUCACUGCGGAGUCCUAUCUACUGCCUGUAGAAAGUGGUGCUAGCAGAAUGUGCAGCCAUAAGAUGUUCCCAGUCCAUGUCGUCCUCCGUCAUCUAUUGUUUGUCUAACCUGCUGUCUUGGAAACCAUGGAUUCCUGGGAAGCAGCUCCAAUUCUUAAAACCAUGGACUGUGGGGAUAUUAACCCAAAGAGUGCUGACAAAAGAUCCAUCAUGUGAAUUACUAGAACUCAAUGAGAAGGACCUGGAUGAACAGUUUGUCCGAGGACAUGGCCCUGGAGGACAGGCUACAAACAAAACUAAUAACUGUGUUGUAUUGAAGCACAUUCCUUCUGGUAUAGUAGUUAAGUGCCACCAAACCAGGUCCGUGGAGGUUAAUAGGAUAAGAGCUAGAAGAAUACUUCAGGAAAAAGUUGAUCUUUUCUAUAAAGGAGAAAGCAGUGAUAUCUUCAAGCAAAAAGAAGAAUCAGAAAGAAAAAAACAAGAGAAAAGAAAAAAAGCCAAAGAUAAUUUGGAAAAGAAAAAAUAUUUCAAAGAGAUGCAGAACUCAGAAAUCAAGGACUAGUGUUGUGCUGGGUUAUGUCCUUUUAUCGUUCCACAGGAUAAGGGAAACUAACUCAUCUGUGGGGGUCCAACUGUAGGAACCCCACCAGUCCUGAGAAAGUGUGUUCUGAUGGAGCAGCAGGGCUGCUGGUGAUGGCCAAGUAGAAGCUCAGCUAUUUCCUGUAGUCCCAUAGAGAAUGAAUGGAGUGUCAUGUCACAUACUCAACCUUAUGGGAUGGAAGAAUGGGACCUCCGUUCUCUGGAUCUGUGGGGCUCCCAACAUUCAGACCUCAGUGAUCAGUUUAUGGAACUGUUAGUGUCAACUUAUGAAAUAUCUUUCAAAUAACUUAGAAAAUUUGGCACGCCCCCUUUAAGGCCAAUAUAUGUGGACCAAGGAUCGGGCUAGUUAUCAGGUACAAAUGUUACUCCAAAACGCUCAGUCACGAUAACUGCCUUGAUCGCUCGGAAAAGCAAAAUGCUAGUUUGUUAAUUGACCCACUUAUUUAUGCAGCGUCUUAAAUCAACAAUCUCCCAGGAAUGUGCUGCGAGCAAACUGUGAAUCUGUAUAGGUACAGAUGAUCGUAUUAGCGAUCGUUCAUCCUCAUACAUAGGAAACAUUUGCUGUAUAUAAAUGCAGUACGCACAAGUGGCCAAUGAUCGGGAACAAACGGUUUGCUCCUGAUCAUUGCCUUGUGUAUUGACCCAUGUGGAUGGCCCCUUAGCUGCCUUUACUGUACAUGCAGCAGUGAUCGUUGCUGUAUGAGGAUGAACAAUCGUUAUUGUAAUUGUUCAUCCCAUACAGUAUCAUUGUUUGUCAUGGGGAGAUAUGCUGCAGACAGAUGAUGAUUUUAUGUGCUGUAUGAACUAUCUGUCGGCAAACAAGCCUUAAUCUUGCUGCCACACUAAACAGGUGGACUGGUUAAAGAUUUGUAUUGCGUAAAUUUGGAAAGCAAUAAAUGUGUAUAGAUGAAUCGA
Messenger RNA from Bufo bufo (common toad), 1566 nucleotides. RefSeq names its product mitochondrial translation release factor in rescue (gene MTRFR). The transcript has 4 exons. The record is from RefSeq and is a predicted model, not a curated record. NCBI's taxonomy places the organism in Eukaryota, Metazoa, Chordata, Amphibia, Anura, Bufonidae. Gene Ontology annotation, molecular function: translation release factor activity. Gene Ontology annotation, biological process: translational termination. Bases 128 to 613 code for a protein of 161 amino acids. Gene Ontology annotation, cellular component: mitochondrion.